This is a messenger RNA of Triticum turgidum subsp. durum (durum wheat), 468 nucleotides long. The record is from the annotation of a GenBank genome assembly. Lineage: Eukaryota; Viridiplantae; Streptophyta; Magnoliopsida; Poales; Poaceae.
AUGAAGCGCAUAGUGGGGAGCCCAGGGACAUGGAGCGGCAUGGUGCUGCGUCUGUCGCAGUGCUUCUUCGCCGCCGCAUCUUCCCUUGCCAUGUGCUCCGCUUUCGGCUUCUCCAACUACAGCGCCUACUUCUACAUGAAUCUAGUGUUGAUCCUGCAGCUUUUGUGGAGUUUGUACUUGGCUUGUCAGGAUAUAUUUUCUCUGAGGAAUAACAGGGAUCUUCAUGCCCCGGAUUUUCUAUUGUUCUUUGUUAUCAUUGAUUGGGUCAUGGCAAUUCUCAUGUUCUCUGCAUUCUGUGCCUCUGCCAGCGUGACGAUUUUCUUCAUGAAGGAUAUGAACUUCUGCGCGGAAUACCGGCGUCUGGACUGCAAUCAGUUCACACUUUCAGUCACUCUGGCGUUCUUUACAUGGUUGUUGCAAGCUGCGUCUUCUUUCUCCGGGUUCUGGCUACUGGUUUCCUUCUUCUAG